Messenger RNA from Penicillium verhagenii, 834 nucleotides. Its product is annotated as SDR family NAD(P)-dependent oxidoreductase. The transcript is spliced from 2 exons. Lineage: Eukaryota; Fungi; Ascomycota; Eurotiomycetes; Eurotiales; Aspergillaceae. Gene Ontology annotation, molecular function: oxidoreductase activity. The record is from RefSeq and is a predicted model, not a curated record. The coding region runs from base 1 to 834 and encodes 277 amino acids.
AUGUCUGAAUCAUCACUACCAAUUCUCCCUCCGCAAGAGCCAAUUCCCAAUCGUCUCCGGGGAAUUGUGGCACUGAUAACCGGCGCGGCGGGAAACAUCGGCUUUGAAACCGCCCGCAGAUAUCUUCUUGAGGGGGCCAAGGUGGCGCUCGUUGACAUUGAUGAGGGGAGGCUAUGCCAGUCUAAAAAUGCAUUGAUCGAAGCAUUGAAGGGGUCAUCGCUGGAUAUCGAGAAUGCAGACGAGUUCAUUCUUACUGUACAGGCAGACGUCACUGCCGAGGAGGAUGUGCAGCGUUAUGUCAGUGAAACAACAAAGAAGUUCGGGGGUUUGGAUGCGGCUUUGCUCUGCGCGGGUAUCUCGUACUCAUCCACGAGCAUUCUUGACACUGAUGUCAACCAGUAUGAUAAGGUGAUGCAGGUCAACACCCGAUCAGCUUUCCUGGGCGUGAAGCACUGUGGUCGCGCGAUGAAGGACUCUGGAAAUGGCGGAAGCAUAAUUCUGGUAUCGUCUAUCGCUGGGCUCCGUGCCACGCCAGGCCUUUCGGCGUACUCGACCUCUAAGUUUGCACUACGCGGCCUAUGUCUGACUGCCGCGUCCGAGCUUGGCCAACAUAACAUUCGAGUGAACACAGUACACCCAUGCGGAGUCAACACACCUAUGUUUUUGGCUGCCUGGCCCGAAGAGAAGAUGAAGAGUAUGCUAGCGACCGUACCUCUUGGUCGAUGGGCAGAAGUUGCAGAUGUCGCUGCAUUAUGCUCCUUUUUGGCCAGCCCCGAUGCGCGCUUUAUGACAGGCGGAGCUCUGAAGGUCGACGGGGGAAUUGUGAUGUAUUAA